UUUAAUAUUCUAUGCAAUAUUUAAUUGAAUUAUAAAGUGGAAACAUGGAUGGUCGUUCUAAACUUGCAUUUACUUUUAUUUUUUCCAGGUUUUCUUCUUCAUCACAUGGUCUAUCACAUCCCAAGCCUUGAUCCUAGAGGUUCUUUGCUUUAUCCAUCGUAUUUGACUUUUUGGGUGAUGGACUCGAUCUCAAAAACAAUCUACUUUUUAAUAUGCUUAAAAUUUUGACAAUUUCUACUCUCUGAUACAACCAUUGGCAUAGCUUUUGGGGGAAGAAAUGAUGCUAUAUUCUAUGAUAAUCAUAUGUUUCAACUAUGUAUAUCUUUUCAGCUCAAGUAGUUGUAUUGUUUUGAGUGGUUGUUCGAAGAUUUUUCAUGGAUUUUGCAAAGUUAGAAGUGUUUAGAUCAGAGGACUUAAAAGCGUGCACCAACAAUUUCAACAUCAAAAGCCUCGUUGGAGUAAUUCAAUUUGGCAAAUUAUAUAGAGGAAAGAUUAAAGGAGUCAAGACUGGAACAGAAGGUCAAGAUGUAAUGGUAAAGAUAUGGGAUAAGAAAUCCGAAAACAUGGAUUUCCUCCCAUAUGAUGAGUGUUUGAUGGUUAAAGAAGAAGUUGAAAUUUUAACAAAUCCAAUUACGAACAGUCAUCCCAACUUGGCAAAACUGAUUGGUUAUUGCCUUGAAGAAGAAAUAAAGGGUGUUGUUUAUGACCUCAGUCCACUAGAUAGUUUGCAGAACCUAAUGCUGAAAGAUGAUCUCAACUGGCUUCAGAGGAUCAAUGUUGUUCUUGAAAUUGCACGCCUCCUUAAAUUUCUUCAUGGUCAGGACAAGCCUUAUCUGAUCUACAAUAUCAAUGCAUCUCAUAUAGUGGUUGAUUGGGAUUUCAAGCCAAAGCUAAUUGAUUUUGGACAAAUUGGCAAAGGGAUAAUUGGUGAAAUGAGUAGGCAAAAUAAGCAAAUAACAAUGCCUAUACGCUGUCAUGAUCCAUAUUUUACUCUACGAGGGGGCGAUUGGGAUACAAGCAGUGAAGUAUUUUCAUUUGGGGUUAUUCUCCUGGGACUAAUAGCCAAAAGAACUUGUGAACUGGAAAAACCUGACAUAGUAUUGGACCGACUACUGCAUGUUUGGGCCAAGAAGGAAUACAAACCCCAGUGUUCUCUUGUCCACAACAGCCUGCAAGAAGACUGGGGUUAUCAUGCUCAAGAUGGUAUUGCAAUUACAGAGUUGGGGAUGUGUUGCAUUGAGUUUUUUCCAAGGAACCGUCCUACUAUGAAGGAUGUUGUUGAGCGUCUUGAAAGUUUACAUAUUUUACAACGUCUUGGUGAUUCAAGAGCUCACAAAAGGGGCAAGAAAUUUCAUGAUAAUGCAAUGUGCUUAUGAAACAGAAAAUUUCAUUGAGUUCCGUAUGCAGCUUUCAUAUUGCUAGUUUCUAACUUUAUUAGGCACUUUAAAACUUUAAUAGUCUCUAUUUAACUUUAUUAGUAUUUGUAUAUACAAGACAUGAUUGCAUC
Molecule: messenger RNA, 1507 nt
Organism: Quercus lobata
Lineage: Eukaryota; Viridiplantae; Streptophyta; Magnoliopsida; Fagales; Fagaceae
Product: serine/threonine-protein kinase BIK1-like
Exons: 5
Coding region: 375-1376 (333 amino acids)
Biological process (GO): protein phosphorylation
Molecular function (GO): ATP binding; protein kinase activity
Source: RefSeq, a predicted model, not a curated record